GAGAGAGAGAGAGAGAGACUUAAAAGAAAUAGGAGGGGCUUGCGAGAGACUAGAAAUGUCAAUCAGAACCCAGAGUCCCAAUAAUCUCAGGCAAUCUGUUAGGACCUGACCUGAGUCCACUCAGAUCAAUAGGAAAAGUGAGAGAAGAAAGAAGCGAUCGGAUCGUGUACAGCAGCGGCCGGAGAGCUAGAGGAGGAAACUCACGGCCUCUCCAACACCCCUCUCUCCCCCUCCCCUCCCCUCCCCACCCAUGUCUGCAAGAGUUUGCGGGAGGCACUGAAAAGUGCAGACAGCCAGCAAGGGCGAGCGAGCCAGCUCCCUCCUCUUCUACAAGCCCUUCUACUUUCUCUCCUUUCUCUCCUUUUUUUCUCCCCCCUCCUCCUCCUUUCCCCCCCUCCCCUACCCCCUCUGCCCACCAUGUCUUUCCCCCAGCUGGGCUACCAGUAUAUCAGGCCGAUUUACCCCUCUGAGCGCCAGGGGAGCGGCAGCGCUCGAAGCGGGACAGAGCUCACCCCGUCCGGUACUCUCUCCAAUGUUUUAUCCUCCAUGUACGGAGCGCCUUACGCCGCCGCCGCGGCAGCUCAAGGAUAUGGUGCUUUCCUGCCCUACACCGCCGAGCUCCCCAUCUUCCCGCAGCUGGGUGCCCAGUACGAGCUGAAGGACAGCCCCGGCGUCCAGCACCCGGCCUUCCCUCACCACCACCCCGCUUUCUACCCCUAUGGGCAGUACCAGUUCGGGGACCCGUCCCGGCCCAAGAACGCCACCCGGGAGAGCACCAGCACCCUCAAGGCCUGGCUGAACGAGCACCGCAAGAACCCCUACCCCACCAAGGGCGAGAAGAUCAUGCUGGCCAUCAUCACCAAAAUGACCCUCACCCAGGUCUCCACCUGGUUCGCCAACGCCCGGCGGCGGCUCAAAAAGGAGAAUAAAAUGACCUGGGCGCCCCGCAGCCGGACGGACGAGGAGGGCAACUCCUACGGGAGCGACCACGAGGGGGAAGAGGACAAGCGGGAGGACGAGGAGGAGAUCGACCUGGAGAACAUCGACACGGAGCACAUGGAGAGCCACAAGGACGAGCUGGAGGAGGACCCCGACCUGCUGCACUCCGACUCCAAGACGGACUCGGAAGGCUCCGAGGGCUUCGAGGACUUGCCCGGCUCCGAGGAGCGUUUCCUCAAGGCCAUGGAGGGGGAGCGCCCCCACCCGCCCGCCGGGGGGCUGGAGCCCCUCAAGCUGCCCCACCAGCAGCACCGCCUCUCCCCGCCUGCCCCGGCCUCGCCCCCGACGGAGGGCAGCUUAGCCAGCGCGGGGCAGAAGCCCAAGAUCUGGUCCCUGGCUGAGACGGCCACCAGCCCGGACAACCCCCGCAAGUCCCCCGGGGGCGGCAGCGGCUGCUCCCCCCCAGCGGCGGCCCCCCAGAGCUUGCCGCUGGCUCCGCCUCCGCCCCACAGACUCGUCUCCUCCUGUCCGCUGGGCAAGUUUCCCAACUGGACCAGCCGGGCUUUCUCGGCCCACCACCACCAUCCGCACCCGCUCACCUUACUGAACACUCCCCACCUGCUGGGACUCGGGGCCACCCCCGGCGCAGCUUCCAGUGCUGCAGCCAUCGCUGCCUUCUCCAGACCCGCCGACCAGGCUCAGAGCACGGACUCCGCUGGAACAGAUCGAUCUAGUGCCUUGGAAGUAGAGAAAAAGUUAAUAAAGACAGCUUUCCAGCCAGUUCAGAGGCGGCCCCAGAACCAACUUGAUGCAGCUAUGGUUCUAUCAGCGUUGUCAUCAUCAUAGUUAAUUUUUAUUAUUAUUAAUAUUGUAAUGAUUGUGUAAAAAAAACAAAAACAACAACAAAAAACUCUGUAUAGUUACAACUUGUAAGCAUGUCCGUAUAUUAAAAUUUAAAAAAAAAAAAAAAAAAAAAGGAGAGAGAAAGAAAGAAAAGAAACCGCUUCUGUACUAUCAUCUGGAUUAGCUGAGUUCGUGAGGUUUUUUUGGAAGUCCAGUGAGAAUUAGGUGUCUCGAUUUUUUUUUGUAUAUACAGUAAAAAUGUACAUAUGUGUGAACCAAAUUGUACAAGAAAGUAUAUAUUUUGGCUAAUAAAUAAACUGUUGCCACUUUGACUACA
Messenger RNA from Trachemys scripta elegans, 2119 nucleotides. RefSeq names its product iroquois homeobox 3 (gene IRX3). Gene Ontology annotation, cellular component: nucleus. Gene Ontology annotation, molecular function: RNA polymerase II cis-regulatory region sequence-specific DNA binding; DNA-binding transcription factor activity, RNA polymerase II-specific. Gene Ontology annotation, biological process: cell development; neuron differentiation; regulation of transcription by RNA polymerase II. NCBI's taxonomy places the organism in Eukaryota, Metazoa, Chordata, Testudines, Emydidae. The record is from RefSeq and is a predicted model, not a curated record.